GUCAACUUACCAGCUUUACCUUGCCAACCAGGCCGCUGGCUGCAAGAGCGGUGUUGUACUCAGAUCGCUGUUGGAUUCCAACCUUUCGGCGCAAAAUACAAUUGGAAAUAAACGGUAUUCCGAUGAUUCUUGUGUUCGUUGUCGUUUCGCAUCAAAAGUGAAAUAAACACUGCGGCUUCUACAGAUAAUUUCUCCACAAAUCAUAAUAAAAGUUUCUCAAAUUCGCCCGUGUUGUGUGAUUUUUCGUGCAGUGACGAUGUAAAGAAUUUAUCCCCUUCAGAAAUUAUUAAAAAGUGAUCCCAAUGUUCGAACCAGGUUUUUUGGAUUUUAAUGAUUUCUGUUUUUGAAUAACCUGUCCAGAUGUUGGGUGUCUUGAAAAGACGUUGGAAACCUAAAAGGUCCAGCACACCCCGAAUAAACACAGACUCCAACCUGGACAACUCAAUCUGUGAGAAGGGAUCCCGUCUGGUGCCUUCAGUGAGACAAGUGCAUCCUUUGCUUGACGAGAAGGCACAUCCCUUAUGUGGUGAUAUCGAAUCCAGCCCCCCACCAUACCCAAAAAGGGCCAGUUUGGACUCCAACACUAGCCCCACGCAAUGUUGGGGGGCAUUCGAUUGCGACCCUAAAAGCCCCCAGUGCUACCCUCUAACGCCAAACAUUUGCGUCGAGGCUGGCAGGAUACAGUUUAUCCGCCAUGACAGUUCCGACACGACAACGCAGGAUUCCACACCCCCUGCCUCCCCAGUGCUGCCGCGGACGGUCGAGGCUAGAAUCACCGUCACUAGGGGUCUGCAAACCGACGGGGAUGUUGAUCAGUUUGCCGAAGCGAAGAAAUUAUUCGAAGAACGAAUCUCCGAACUUGAAGCUUCAUUAGAGUUAGCCAAGAAUCACGAGCAGAGAGAUAGACUGAUUAUAAGUAAACUGCAGAAACAAAAUGCUAAGAGGGAAUCAGCUCACAGGGAUGCAGAUCGUGAGCGAAGGCUUCGCAUUGAAAGCGAAACCCGGGCCAAACAGGCCAUCCAAGAAGCCACAAGGUGCAGAUCUAGACUCAAGCUGCUCACCACUGAAUUCGCAAAAAUGGAGGAGACCGUCAGAUCCAUGCUAGUCUACAAAAAACAAGCUGAGCAACUUAGACAAGAAAAAACAACACUCACUCUAGCUUUUGAGAACCGUUGUCACCAGUACCAAAACACCAUCUCAAGACUGAGCCAAGAAGUUGAAACCCUCCGACAUCAACUGGAACAGGUUGGUUAUGAUCACGACCCCGAAAGUUUGCUAGAGGCGCACACUGUAGCUUUACAACGACACGCCGAAGAAUCCAGAAAGCAGUACGAGAAAUGUCUGGACGACGUAGCUAACCAGGUGGUCAAAGCUCUCUUGGCGCAAAAGAACUUGCGUGAAGAAGUGGGUACUUUGAACGUCAGGAUCCAAGAGCUGGAGAACCAAAAUAGAGCGUUAACCUCGAUGUUGGUUCACCAGUUGAAAAGCGACAGCUACGAGUCUAACUGCAGUUUGCAGUUAGCCCUUCAAGACAACAACAGUUCCUCAGAUAACUCCCCUGUUAAUAUCGUCAACGCUAUCCCAAUCAAGCACUACAAUUCCUUCAACUCUGCUGUCCUGGAUGAAAGUCCUAGUGAAAGUGUUGAAAUUAAAACCACCGAUAAGCAUACGAGUGUCCACCAGACCUCAAACUUUGAUACAAAAUUUUCGCUAGAGGAUAAAAAACGUCAUCAAGUUCUGACGCAGUUGUGGACUGAGCUCAAAGGUGCGGAAGUAACACCGAAGAGGCUUCUGGAAGCUCUAAGCGCUGUUGAUUCUGCCCUUUGGGUGCCACCCCAAAGACCGGUCUCUCUCAAUUUGCAAUUGCCCAUCAUUACAUCGACGAAAUACAGAAGAGCGAGGCCCAUUUUAGCGCAGUCAAGUUCGAAGAGCGAGGAAGAGACUACCGGAAACGAGUCACCUGAAAGCGGGAACAGGGAUGAGGGGUACUCGACCAUGUCUUCAGAUGUUCAAACAGAUGUCACGAGGAGCUCUAACGACGGUCCAUCCGUGCAUAACGGAAGUGGAAGAGGACUAGAAGAUCUGAAGGAAGCAACGGACGAGGCCGCUGAAUCCGUAGAUACAAGAUUGUUGGUCACCGAUAGCAAAGAUCCGGAUAUUUUGUAUAUACCAUUGAACUUGCUGAACUUGAAGUCGAGAAACAGUUUUCCCCCUGGUAGAGACAUGCUCCCGUUUCAGCACAUCAUGCGAAGUUUCUCAGAUUCGCAUCUAUGCAUCAAAAUAACAACAGCUCCUAGUCCCUGCUACACAUUCAGCUCUCCGAUCUCGAGUAGUCCAUCUAUAUUUCUGGUGGACAUCACGGAGAAGAAGAAAAACGCCUUGAGAAGAGCAAGGGGAACGAGUACGCUUUGGGUGUUUUCCGUUACAGGCAACAGUAAUGUUGAAGCUUUCGAUGAAAAAUCAUCCCAAGUUUCAUGGUCGAGUGCCAUAGACGAUAGGUUAGAAUGCGCUUCUUGGGAUACGGAGUAUAUUCAACACUGGUUGAGAUUAGAUGAAACCAGAACUGCGCUUCAACAACAUAGGGAUCUCUUCGAGUUGGAGUAUGAUAGAACGGAAUUAGAAGACUGGAGUCUGAGCUUGUCCAAUGACGACCUUAGAGAAUCUUGGAAAAAAUCAGAGGCAACAACCCCAGGACAAAUCUCCAUAUCAACUCUGCCGAGCAUUCAAGAAAACAACGCUUUGGAGCUUGAAGAAGAUGCAAAUGAAUGCCUGUGGAACAACUCCAGCUAUAUGAUGGACAGAGAAGGUAGAGAACUGGUGACAUUCCUCAUGGAUACUUCUCAUUCGCAGAACGGAAAAUCAUGGCCCUACGCCCUAGCUAGUCCUAUGAAUCCACAAGCUUCCCCUGACAAUAGCUGGUCCAGCGGAGGAUCAGAUUGCCAUUCUUACGAACCUGAAACGUGUUCAAAGAGGUCAUCGGCAGCACUGAGCGGCUGUAGCGAUGAUACUGGAGAAAUUCCUGCCAUUGGUACUGAUUUCACUAGAGAUUUUUAUAGACUGGUCAAAUUCGAGAGUACGAAAAGCCUUGCGUCUACGUCUUCCAGAAGUGUUCAAGGCGAGAAUGCCGAUCGUGAGAUGACGCUCCAAAAUGUCCUCACUUUCCUAGCUGAGCAACAGAAAUACGCCCACUCCAAAGAUAAAGAACCCCGUCCUCGCUCCGCUAACGAGUUAAUAACCAAAGAUUUCGUCGAAUGUCCAGUAUUGACUUGCGACGAUUCGAAAAAUUCCGAGAGUCAUCUCAAGAACGAUUUCAGAGACGAGAAUUACGUCACCCUCAAACAGCUAUGCGAGGAGGCUUCCAUGAACGAGAUGAACCUGAAGGAGAAGAGGGAAAGCGAGGAAAUCCUACUGGACAUCAAACAGAACAUAGCUUACGCCCACGAAGUAUGCCUUGUAACGCCCUUAGACGUCGAAAGUGAGAACUGUUCAAACAUUUGUGAUCAACCUGUAGAUAUUUGUAGUGUUAACAUAGAACUAACUUCCGAUUUUCCGAACCCAGAUUCGAUAAAUGAGAGUGAAACGAAAUCGAAUCAAGACAAUAAUAAGAUAAAUGAAUCAUUGGAAAGUGAUUUGACCAAAUCUAGUGAUACUACGUCAAGUGAUAUAUCUGUAAAUAAUGGCAGUGAAUCUUUAACUUCAAGUGUUAGUACUCCGGAAACAAUAAUCUCUAAGAUACCUCGUAGAAAGUUGACGUCGUCAAAGCUGCCGCUCAGCCCGUCGAAGACUGCUUACAAUAAUAACGAAACUAAGAUACCAAAGAUUAAAGUACCGCAUAAAUCGCCGAAAUUGAGACCGCCGUCGCAAAAGCAAAAAAUCCUUCACGUUCAACCUAAAGAGCCUACCACGCAUCUGAUCACGUCGGAAAGGCUUCCGCAAAGUACCGCAGGCACCAUCAGCAACAUCAUCAACGGACCGCCCCACAGGGCUGUCAGUUUCCACGAAAGGGCCACGUCGAAAGACGUUAUCGACGAACUGAACAGGAUGAUCAAGAACGGGGAGGAAAAUGUCAUUCAGCAAGAGCAAGUAGAGCAGGCGGUGAAUGUCAGGUUGGAUCAGAGCUGCAAACCAACAGGGUGGAUACACGUUGAAAGAGACAUAGAUUUGACAGAUCCCAAGGCUAGAGCUAACCUCUUGGAUGUCAUGAUGGCUUCCGUUUCAAGUGAUUCCUCACCGACAUCAUCCUGUGGUGGAAGUGUCACAAGUGAAACGACCGAAGAUCCCCCUGACUAUGGACAUCUGCACAGAAUCCAUCGGUGUCACAGGCAGAAAAAAGCCAACGCGAUAAGGCCAGAAAUGGCGGUGGUCAGAGCCUCACAGGCCGUGUCUAGGCCUACCAUCAUCGGAAGAACGGACUUUUUCGUUAGGUAUGGGGAGAAAGAGAAAGAGGCGGUUGCAAGCUUCGAUUUUUUGGACAACUUGAGCACCAGUGGGAGCUCUGUGAGUUGCUCGUUGGAGGAUGAGGACAUAAAAGGCUGCGGAGACAUCAUGAUGCAGUUUCAAAUAACGCAGGUUUAAUUUAUUCCAACAUAAUUCGAGACAUCCGCUAAAAGCACUUUAUGGAUGAAGAAAUCACUCAUCAAUAAAAGAUGCAAAACCCAACAUAAAUUUUUUAUGCCAUUGCCACCAUAAUUCAGACUAAUCAUCAUCUAAUUUUUGAGUGAGAAUUGUCAUAUCUUCCUUAUUUCAUGAUGGAAUAAUAUAUCCUGGAUUAAAGUUUCGAGACAAAUAUAAUCCUUUCCUUUUCAUUUGAAAUUUUCAGAAAAUCGUUCUCGAUUAGUUGAAAAAAUCUCUGAAUGAUCCAGGAAUGUUUUCAGACAAUUUUUUUCACAAUAUUUCAACGGUUCAUUCGAUUUCUAUGGGUCAUCUUCGAAUACAUCAUUAAGUUCAUUCUACAAUUAUUUAUAUCACAACAUUUUCAGUACUCACUAUCUCGAUAAAUACGAAAUAAGUAUUCUUCUAAUAAUGACUACCUACAUAUUUAUUUAUUGUCCAUAUGUACAUUUUUUUAUGUUUAGGUUCGUAUUAUUUAUUUUCGAGUCUAUAUUGAUAUGAGACAAAUAAAAUAAAACAUAUAUUAUUAGAACGAGCUUAGUAUUUAAGGCUGUAAAUAUAUAUUAUUUUUAUUAAGAUUUUUCCCAAUUUUCGGGGAUAACUUUUUAUCUAGAUAACUCAAACGAAUUAUGUGUAGUACAUAUUAUUUGUACUUUGUGAUAUAUUGUAAAUUUUGAAAAGAAAGAUCUUGAUGUGUCUGUUGUAUCUUGAAAUUUUACUGGUGAUGUUCUUGUGGAGAUUGGGUACAUAUUCUAAGGAAGUUCGUGAAGUAUAUCAUGUUUUGAAAUUACAGGGUGGACUCGUUCUCUAAAUUAUACAAUAAAUACUGAAUGUUGUAAGGCUUAGUUGUUUCAAUAUCACAAUUCUGUGUCAGUGUAUCAAUAGUAUAUCAUUUAUUUGUUGGAUGUUCCCAAACUUCGACCUUCCUAAUAAUUAAUCAUACCUACCACCUUGUAACCUUCUGACGAGUCUACGCCAUCAUUUUUUUCAUUAUGGAGUUAUAAAAUCGAAUUGUUUGUUCAUGGAAAUCAUCCAUAUAUCACCAUCACAGUAAAACUUAAUAGAAAGCAUCAUAUAGGAUGUCUAUGUGUGUAGAAUGUAUUUUUAUAUAGGUACUCAUAUAAUUAGUACAAAAAUAGGUUAUUUAUGAUGAAUAUACACAGGCUGAUUUGUGGUUGUUUUUAGAAUCGAGGGGACUGUAUGCAUUAAUUGUUUCUGAAAAUGACUAUUAAAUAUAAAAAUCAAAUAUU
Messenger RNA from Coccinella septempunctata (seven-spotted ladybird), 5861 nucleotides. RefSeq lists its product as uncharacterized. Bases 361 to 4575 code for a protein of 1404 amino acids. The record is from RefSeq and is a predicted model, not a curated record. NCBI's taxonomy places the organism in Eukaryota, Metazoa, Arthropoda, Insecta, Coleoptera, Coccinellidae. The transcript has 16 exons.